This is a messenger RNA of Engraulis encrasicolus (European anchovy), 16418 nucleotides long. RefSeq names its product ring finger protein 213b (gene rnf213b). Lineage: Eukaryota; Metazoa; Chordata; Actinopteri; Clupeiformes; Engraulidae. Bases 251 to 16063 code for a protein of 5270 amino acids. The record is from RefSeq and is a predicted model, not a curated record. Gene Ontology annotation, cellular component: cytosol; nucleolus; membrane. Gene Ontology annotation, biological process: negative regulation of non-canonical Wnt signaling pathway; ubiquitin-dependent protein catabolic process; sprouting angiogenesis. The transcript has 65 exons. Gene Ontology annotation, molecular function: ubiquitin-protein transferase activity; ATP hydrolysis activity; metal ion binding.
AAUCCGUGUGUGGCAAUAGUCUACUUGGGCUAGUCGCUCUAUUUUGCAGUGUCAUAAGGUUGGUGUCUUACAGCUGAACGUUUGAGGUGUAUUGAAACUUAACACCCCAAACAAGGAAAUCAACACAUUUACAAGAUGCGAUUCAGGCAGAGGUGACUUUUCGCCUGUCGGAUGCGCAAAUGACAGUUUGGAUGCAACUCGGACCGAGAUAGUGCGAUUCAUCUUCCUCUGGUUCGGACGGUGUCAAAACAUGAAGAGGAAAAGGACUCGCAAGAGGCCGGACAGGGCAGAUGCCCCGAAACAAACCCCCAAGAAAGGCAAGAAGCGCCAGAAAGAAGGGAGGACUCAACCACCAGCCGGUGGAGCCCCGGCCAAACCACAAGAACAAGAUGAGGACUGCGUUACUGGUGUUGAAACCAGAGAGGUGGAGGUGGAUGCGGAGCAUCAGACUACCACAGAGGCACCUCAGUGCAGCGAUGACCAGGCAGCCAGAACCUCAAAUGAAGACUUGGGGACACCUACCCACUCAAACCAGAAAGAAGCUCAAAUGAGAGAUGUUGAAAGACAGACAAGAACUGUCCCUCACAGGACCCAGGGGACCCAGAUAGAAAACACUGGCACCACAGUCACCAAGCAGAACCAAACGCAAGCUGACAUCACAGUGCAGAGUGAGGAAAAGAUGAAAAAUGUGUGCACACAAACAGACCUAGUUCUGCAGACGACACAGGGAACCCAGACAGACCCUGACAGCACCAUGGCUGUCACACAAGAGCCACCUCAGGCUAAGAGUCCAGAGGGCAGUAAGGAGAGGGACAAGAAAGCAGCAUCCUCACCUGAUGGAGGGCAGCGGCAGGGGUCUCUGAAGGAAGAGGGAGAUGGCAAGAGAGGCCACAGACAACAACAGGCGUCUCAGAAAGAAACAAAGCAACAGAAGUCAGAAAAGGACACUGACAAAGCAUCAAAAGAGGGUAAUGCCCAAGUCACAUCCCAGAAUCUAGAGGAGAGAGGUGGGGAGGGAGGUGUGGAUGAGAGAGGUGUGGAGAAGAUGGACACGGGUCCAGACGUGGAGGUGGGCUCAUCCACCGACCCCCCUGACCUUCAACAGAGCCGUACGUACGCCCAGGCUGCAGCCAACACCACUGGGUCCCAGACGCCGCCCGUGCAGGGUCAUAACAAGACCCCAAGAGGACAACAAACCCAAAACAUGGAUACGAGCCAAAACCAGUCAACACCACCAAAGCCAAAAUGUCCAGAUGGCCCUGUGUUCACCAUUCAUAUGUACGCAGUGUUGGACAAGAAGUUCAAGUUUGACCAAAGUACAGGCCAACUGUUUCUGAUGUCAGGCAAUUAUUACAGAGAACUUAGUAUUACACAUCUGAGGGGGCAUGGCAAAGAAGAGAUCCUCAUUGAGGCAACAUGUUCUUUGCCAAUGGCUGACGUACCAUAUGGACAAAAUCUCUGGUAUCAUUAUGGUGUGCAACAGAAACAGAAGCAAAUACAAGAGAUGGCCACAAGAUGUAUUCAGAUUCCAUUUGAUCGUCAAGUAAAAGAACUGAUUGUCUAUGAGGGCUACAUAACUUGCUCUGAAUCCUGGACUGGGCGGCUCCUCAACUGGAUGAGAUCUAAUGAGAAAGCUAUAGGUGAAAAAUGGCAAGCAUCAGCUAGCCUUCUCCUGGACAGAAUCUUUCAGAAAUGGGACAAAUCCGACAUGUCCUCUGUUGAGUUACUAGUGAAGCAUUUAAAGUGUUAUCAGCAGGCUUUUGGCGAUACUCGGCACAUCUCAUAUGGACAGAAUUGGAAUCCACCGGCACUUCCAGUCUCAGAGCAAAUAGCAGCACAGCUGGCUCAACUGCUGUCUACAGGUGAAGGGAAAAGUAAACAGAAAUGUCCCCAACACCUGUCUGGGAAGCCGCUGCUGACUGGCUUCUUCGUCUUCCAAAUUGCCAAUGCAUGUGGCAUCAAACUCGACAUGCAAGACCUGGCCAGACUGUGCCGAUUGGUGUCUUCCAGUGCAGCGCUACAGCCACAAAGUACAGAGGAGAUGCAGCAGAUCUUUCCCCGAUCAGUCCAUUUGGUGGUCGGCCUGAUGAACAUGUGUGCAAGGAGGAUGCUGUGUGAGCUGGUGCUGUUGGUACCAUUGCUGCUGACCUUCAGGCAGCCGGGGGCAGACUCCCGCAGGCUAGGGGGCGCUGUGGAGGAGCAGGGCUGGUCAGGGCUGGAAGGCAUCGAGUACAGCCACUUCAGAGACCAACUCAGACGCCAGCAAGACAAGAGAAGGAUCAUGAUGGAGUUGAUUGGCAGCAACAAAUCUUUGGCCAUUGAGAGCCCUCAUAUUUCCAUCAGCUGGCUAUCUAUGGUGGCCAUGGAGGACAUUGUGGAGUUUGCUGCUCUCAGUAGCGUUGCUCCAGAAUACCUGAUUCAGAGCCUAAUGUACAGACUGAGACUAUAUGAACAAAGACUGGACAACAACACAACUCCUAAAGUUCUUGAGGUAGCUGAAGGCAUACUAACCCUCUUGCUGACGAAAGUGGACAGCAACAAAGAGAGGCUGUGUGUCUCUGAGUGGGUCAUGGCUAUUUUUGAGUGUUGCAUCUGCGUACACAACAGCACCUGCACCAUGGCACGACUCGUUCCCUCAUACAAAUCAGUAGUCCUGUCCUUCCAGCUCUUGCUGAAGUUUGCAGAAGUUGUAGACAUGCAGAUUUCAAAGACCACUGAGGGUGAGGAGAAGGUUCACAGGCAGGCUAAGCUUGUUGAGAGACUGGAAGACAUCCAGCGUCAAUGUGGCCAGUGGAGGGACAAACUUGUUCAAUUGCCAUUGCUGAAAAACUCCAAGUUUUCUUACCCUAAAGAAGUAGAGCUGUGGGAUGCGUUAUUCGGUGUGGAGUGCACUGUAAAAGAUGUCACACCUCAGUGGAGAAGCCAGGUGGAGAGUGACUUGAGGAAAAGGAUCUCACAGCUUCAAGACAGGGACAGAGUUGGUCUUUGUUGUCUUGAAACAGCGGUCGCAGCGAUAAAGAAAACCCAUGUGACCAUCCAAACCUGCUUUGAGGAUUCCUGCAUGUCAUCAAUACAGAACAUUUGCAAAAGUGAGAAAGAGGGGGACCUUGUGAAGCAUGUCUUGCAGUGUUCAUCCGGGCCACCUGUCUGGCUGCUGUCUGCCAUCAUAAGGGAGUCUUCAGCCCGAUUCACUGCCAAGCUAGUGGAACAGCUCCUGGAGCCCCAGUCGGCCAUUUUCCAGCUGCUCUCUCAUGCAGGCAGUCAGCCGUGGUCACUGGAUGAUGAUGCUAACGCUACAAUGCAACAAUGCCAAGCUUCCUUUGUGGAACUGCUUAACGACUUAGUCCAUGGUGAUGUUCGUCUUGGUCAUCUGAAGACCACUUUGAAACACCGAGAGAACUUCAAAAGGCUUUAUGCUCAGUGUAAAAGAAUUUUAAAGGACAAAGUCAUCUCUCUUGAUCCAGAGAAGCUUUUAGUUCUUAGGAAGGACGACCUAGGGAUCUUUGAAGAUCACAGAGCACACAUGGAUACUCUGAUCAAAAUGAUGGGGAAGAUCUCAGAAGUCAUUGUUGCACCAGAGAUGGAAAACCUUGAGCAGUGCCACAAAGCUGAUCUGGACAACAUACUUCUCAAUGAGCUUGUGUCCGUUCAUACAUUCAGUUCUGAUGACCAGGAAAAAAUUACAUUCAGUUCUGUUUUAUGGUACGACACCGAAUUCGAGAUUUUGGAGAUGGCCAGGAAGAUGCACGAGGUGCGAGGUAGCAGUCUCCUCCUGAGCUACUGGGAAGAGGAGAGCAAGUCUUUUGUAUCCUGGGCUGCCGGUGACAGGCCCGUGUCUCUCAGCCUGUUGCGUGUUAAAGAAGAGGUCUGGGAACCCUGUUGGCAUGACUACCUACAGCUGGGGGAGGCGAUGGCAGAUGCAUCUGUGACCUUCAAGCAGCUGGAUAUGACCUUGAAGAGGGCAGGUGACCAGGGCAGCGGUGUCCAGAUCAAUACGGAACUUAUCCUUCUGGAGAACAUCCUGAAAGAUCACAGAGGUCUGACGCCAGGAUGGGCUGACCAGAGACGGCAGCAGAUACAGCAGUAUGGGCAGCUCCAUGAGGCGUCGGAAUCCGCAUGUGUCAUUCUGAAGAUCCGAGAUAAGCUCGAGUUGACAGGAGACUUUCAAAAAAUCCACUGUCUUACUCAGAUGAGAACAGCCCAUUUUCAACAGAGGCCACUGUCAACAAUGAGCGAUGAGCUCAUCAAAGCGAAAGACCUAUUGACACAAGUCACCCCCCAGCACACUGCCAGUCUCCAAGCACUCCUGGGAAGCUAUGACCUGGUCACAUGGGUCAAAAGCAAUCUCAAAAACUUGAGUGAUGUGAAGGUCUUUGUGGACUUGGCUUCGAUUUCUGCUGGGGAGAACGACACAGAGAUUGACAGAGUGGCCAACUUCCAUGAUGCCGUCAUGGGCUACAGUCCCCUGCUGUACUCCCUGGAUACCAGCGCAGGGUUCGACCACUUCAUGGGCUGUGUCCAACAGCUUUGGGAUACACUGAAUCGAGAUGACAAACUCCCAGAUAAACUGCGUCAUUCUAACACCUGGCUGGAAUGGUUGAAGGGGCUGAAAGAGACCCAUGGUUCUGUGGAGCAGUCUUCUCUGUCUCUGGCUGCAGACAUCAACACUCACGGCGUAUACCAGGUCCAGAGACUGCAGGGACAAAAUGACAAGUGGAAUCUGCAAAGCAUGCUUGCUGUGAGAGUGAGGAAGGAUGCUGUGGCCAAGACGUAUGGACUCAAUGAGCUGCUGGAGUUACAAAACAAACUGAUGCUGAUGUCCUCAAAGGGAGAUCAUGGCAAGGAGCAGGUCAACAGGUUCACUCAGGUUUUUGAAGGGGUUCAGAGACUGGCUGAAAACCUCCUGCAGCUACAGUCUGUUGGCAAUAUGCUGUUCCGGGAUUGGGAGGCCACAGUCCAUUGUAGCGGAAAGGAGCCCUGCAUUGAAGUCCGUGUCCAUCUGCUGCAGAAGAUUGUCCUAUACAAAGGAGAGGUGACUGAAUGCCUGUCCGAUCUCUGCCAUUCCAUGGAGGCUUGUUCGAAAGACUGGUGUGCCUAUUUAUCUGAGACACGGUCACAGUUUCCCUCUGUGAACCACUACUCCUCAGAACAGUUGGUCUACUUGAGCAAAUCAAUCCACGACAUCUGUACCAAAUGUGUCUCUGUACCACAGCAGGUCUGGCAUCUAUUAGCCCCUGUUAAAUUAGGCUGUACGUUAAGCGAUGUAAAGCGAGCGUUCAAGAUGGCAACAGCUGUAGAAAACACCAAUUCAGACGUUGACUGUGCUGAUGUACAAAACUCUGACAUGAUUAGUGAGGAUGGCAGUGAAGACGGCAGAGCUGAUCUUUCUGAUGAUGAUGAAGAGGAUGUAGAGUACACCACAGAUGAGGGAGAGGAAUGGACGGAAGAACUGGCCAGUAGGCUCUCACUUCAAAAUGACGACGAUAACACGAUGGACAUGGAAUCUCCUGAGAGGUUAGAUGGUCUUUGGCAGAGUUUCAGAGAUGACAUGGCGAGGUAUCUGAAGGGUCAAAUAGACCUGAGAACCCUGGCAAGCUUCCUGACUUUCCUCUCCCAACUGAAUGAACACCACAUCAAGAGAAAUCUUCCCCCUGGUUACCAGGAAGGAAGACCUAACCUUGUGCUUUGCCCAGCAACAGAGGUGCUUAGAACUGCCCUGUCUGUUUACAUGGAAAGCCCAGACCAGGCCCUUCCAUCUACUGACGAGGUCCUAAUAUGCCAGGAAGACACCACUGAAGAGCAAGUUGAGAUAUUUCUGCGACGGUGCCUCACUAGGUGUGUUGCCAUGGAUCACCAGAAGAUCUACACUCUGGUUAAUCCAGACCUCCUGACGUACGACGUGAGUGUGGGCCUGGGGGAGCGCUUUGAGGCCCUCGACAAGAAAGCAGGUCCUCACUACCGUCUGGUGAUGGUGUGUCCGGUGACCCACCAGGGCCGAUAUGUUCCGUCUUUCUUCAGCAACUACAAAGUGUUGCAGGCAGGAAUAAACUCCACAGCUGAGAAAGCAAGAAAGUACAUCUCUCAUCACUUCAGCAUUCCCUCACAGCACCGUCCCAAAGGCAUCUACCCUGAAAACCUGUCAGUUUGGCUAAUAUCAUCUGAACGGCCUGCUGUUGGGAAGUCUCUCUACAUCACACGUUUAUUUGAGAGAUUCCAGACGUAUCUCCCGAGUGCUCAGUACAUAAGAAUCACUCUUAUCGAGCCACGAGUUGAUAUGAAUGCAUUUCUAAAGACAUUAACUGAAAAGCUGAAUCACUUGAGAGAGCAAGACCCUGUUCUUUUGCACAUUGACACCGCAGCAGUUCGAUUUGGGAUAGAAGAGUUCUUGUUCCAGUUCCUGAUACUGGGAAGUUUGAGUGACAGAGAGGGAACUCUUUGGAGAAGGAAUGUGUUGCAUCUGCUGUCCAUAGAGGUUCUGCAACCUCUCUCGGUCUUCCAAGUGCAGCCAAAAGAGGUACCCCUUCGGCCUGAUACAGGGCUUCUUUGCACAUUGCCCACCAUCCAUUGUAGACCACCAAAAGAAGUCAAAGAUCUCCAGCUGAAAAUUAACAACAAGCAGAUUCCGAGAACUUUGGAUCCUUUAAUGGAUGACCAAGAGUUUCGAGGUGAAGGGAUUCAAAGACCAUACCAAUAUCUGAGACAAUUCAACCGAAACGCAAACUUGGAUCGAUUUAAGUAUGUGGAGGGGAGUGUAGAGGGAAAUCAUGUAGACUGCCUUCACCAUCUUCUGGCCAACUGUGGCUUAAGGGAGCCAUCCUGGGCUGAGCUGAAGCACUUCACUUGGUUCCUGAAUCUACAGCUUAAAGACUGUGAGCAUUCCAUCUUCUGUGAUGCAGACUUUUUUGCAGAACACUUGCCUGGAUUCAAAACCUUCAUUGUGAAAUUCAUGAUCCAAAUGUCCAAAGAUUUCGCCUCACCAUCCAUGAACAUAUCGGACCAGAGUCCGUCUCUCCUUAGCGAUGAGGAAAAUGAAGACGACAUUCUGGCUCGUCUGACAAUCCGGAAGAGAUGGGAGACCGAGCCCCACCCUUACAUUUUCUUCAACGCGGACCACAUGUCCAUGACCUUCCUGGGGUUUAAUGUGACAAAACACCCAAGGAGCAGCAUGCUCAAUGCCGUCGACCCAGUGACCAGGAGUGUCUUAGUGGGAAAUGUGAUGUCUCCAGAGCUGUUUGUAGGUCUGGAACGUCAGCGCAUCUCUCUGCAAGAAGAUUUUGACAGCUUGCCGAGAGAAACCAAGAUCAAGAAACUUUCCUUUGUUGUCGGUUCAAACAUGAGCAGGAUUGAAGAUCCAGACCCAUCCUAUGAACUCACAGCCGACAAUGUGAAGAAGAUGCUGGCAAUCCACAUGAGGUUCCGUUGCGGAAUCCCCGUGAUUAUCAUGGGGGAAACUGGCUGUGGCAAGACCCGGCUUGUGCGCUUCCUAUGUGAUCUCCAGAGAGAAGGUAGAGACGUCCAGAACAUGAAGCUGGUCAAAGUCCACGGUGGCACCACUGCUGACAUCAUCUACAGGAAGGUGAGAGAGGCGGAACGUCUGGCAGAGGAAAAUCAAAGGAAGUACAAGUUGGACACGGUUUUGUUUUUUGAUGAGGCUAAUACAACGGAAGCCAUCUUUGCCAUCAAAGAAGUGCUCUGUGACAGGGCGAUCAGAGGGGUCCCUUUGAAAGCCAACUCUGGCCUGAAAAUUAUAGCUGCCUGCAACCCCUACAGAAGACAUUCCCCAGACAUGGUAACCCGGCUGGAGCGCGCUGGCCUGGGAUACAGAGUUACGGCAGGGGACACGGAGGACAGGCUUGGCAAAGUGCCUUUACGUCAGCUGGUUUACAGGGUCCACCCCCUGCCUCCAAGCUUGAUACCCCUCGUGUGGGACUUUGGGCAGUUGAGCAAUGAAGCCGAGCUCUCUUACAUUAUGCAGAUAGUUAGGAAGCAGUCAGAAGACAACCACUUUCCAAGGAUUUGCCAGGAAAUAAUAGCAAAUGUGUUGGCAGUCUCGCAGAGAUACAUGCGCAGUCGGGAGAAUGAAUGCAGUUUUGUCAGCUUAAGGGAUGUAGAAAGGUCCAUGAGGGUGCUGGUCUGGUUUUACAAUCACAAAGACCAAAUGUUUCACCACUGUUCAGAAGUCAACACUGGUCUGCUGAUUCUGAAAUGUCUCGUGCUUGCUGUGGGAGUUUGCUAUUAUCCAUCCCUUGAAUCAAAAGCGGAGUACCUGAAAACCAUUAGCAAAUACUUUCCAGAACCACUCAACAACCAACAUGCCAUUGAGAAGGAGAUCAUUGACUGUCAGGAUCUGUUUCUGGACAAGAUAAAGACAAGAGAAACUAUUGCCAAAAACAAUGCUUUGAAAGAAAAUGUGUUUCUCAUGGUAGUCUGCAUUGAAUUGAGAAUUCCACUAUUUCUUGUUGGCAAACCAGGAAGUUCAAAAUCUCUGGCAAAAACUGUGGUUGCCGAUGCCAUGCAGGGCCAGAAUUCACAGUGCGAGUUCUUCCAGCAACUUAAAGAGGUGCACAUGGUCUCUUUCCAGUGUAGUCCCCAUUCAAGCCCAGAGGGAAUAAUUGGAACUUUCCGGAAUUGUGCUCGUUUCCAGAAGGAAAAGGACACGGACAGGUACGUGUCGGUGGUGGUGCUAGACGAGAUCGGCCUGGCCGAGGACUCUCCACAGAUGCCCCUCAAGACGCUGCACCCUCUGCUGGAGGACGGCUGUAUCGACAGCGACGAGUCCGACCCGUACAUGAAGGUGGGGUUUGUGGGCAUCUCCAACUGGGCCCUUGAUCCGGCGAAAAUGAACAGGGGCAUUUUUGUGUCCCGCUGGGACCCAAGCAAUAGAGAGCUAGAGGAGACAGCUCAAGGCAUUUGCUCAUCAUCAAACCCCAUUUUGCUGAAAAUCAAGCACCUCUUCCCAGAGCUAGCAAAGGCAUUUUUGAAAAUUUGUUCCCAAAGCCAGUUCUUUGGAUUAAGGGACUAUUACAGCCUCGUGAAGAUGAUUUUCGCCAUUGUGAGAGCAUCAGAUAGGGAACCCAGCGACAGUGAAUUGGCAGAAGCCAUAUUGCGCAACUUCAGUGGACAGUGUGACGAUUUUGAACCACUCACCUACUUCCAGAGUGUCUUCCAAAACUUCAAAGAGAUACCUCAGCCUACAACACUGGCUAUGGUUGAACAGAAUCUUGCUUGCCGCAACAGCGAGUGUCGCUAUUUGCUUAUACUCACCACCAAUAAUGCAGCCCUUCAUAUCCUUGAGCAGCACAUCUUCUCCAAGGGCAAGUACGCCACCCCAGAAAUCGUCUUUGGCUCAGGAUUCCCUAAAGAUCAAGAGUACGCUCAAAUCUGCCGCAACGUCAGCCGUGUGAAGACGUGCAUGGAGACCGGCCGCACGGUCAUUCUCCUGAACCUCCAGAACCUGUACGAGAGUCUCUAUGAUGCUCUAAAUCAGUACUAUGUCUACCUGAGUGGGCAGCAGUACGUGGACCUGGGACUUGGCUCGCACCGGGUGAAGUGCAGAGUUCACAAGGACUUCAGACUUGUAGUCGUGGAAGACCAAGAGAAAGUUUACAAGCAGUUCCCAGUGCCUCUGAUUAACAGACUGGAAAAGCACAGGGUGAACAGGAGCACCGAUCUUACACCGUGGCAGCUGAGGGUCCUGGGGAAGCUAAUGGAAUGGAUUGAGGAAUUUUGCAAACACUCUGAGGAGUUCAAACCAGCAGAUGUCUUUGUUGGUUUCCAUAACGAUGCUUGUGCAAGUGCCCUGCUGCAAGCCUUGGAAAUGAGAGACAGGAUGAGGUGUUUCUUUGGUCAGAAUGUUGCUGCAGACUCCCCAGACAGUGAUCCAAAGCAACCGGCCAUCGAAGACGAGACCAUGUCUCAAACUACGAGGGAAGAACUUGAACCAUUUGAAGCUGUUGGCAACAGUGAACAUGAGCUGAUACAAAGCACUGACCAGGCAGUUGAAGAGAUGCUGAGUCUUCCAGAUCAGAGAGAAACUCCCCAAGGAGGUUCUGAAAGCCAAGAAAGAGAAGACGUGGAUGUGCAAAUGGUUGCAGACAAAGAUCAUGGUUCUGAUGGUAAAAAGUCGGUAGAUCCCUCUAUAGAGCAAAACCUUGGUGAAGACGUUCAGAUGGACAUGAAUGUGUCAACGCCAGAGGAUGAACCCUCUGAAAUGUCAAGUGAGAGAAUGGAGGAAGAGGUCUUUGGUUGUGCCAAGAUGCUCUUGAUGAACUGUGCCACCCCUGACUCCGUGUUGAGACUAAAGUACGCAAGGCUUGGGAAUCAAGAGAAAGGGGAACUUCAGAAGAUGUACUUCCAUGAUCAACACCAUCGCUCCUUGAGGGAUUUCAUCAACACCCAUCUGGACCAGGAUGACAACCACUGUGGAUUUGUAGAGAUAACUACAUUCUCUAGUUUGCUCACCAAAGCUGAUGUGCGCACAGUUGCCCAGGGACUGGGCCUGUCCACUGAAAGAAUGCUUCUGCUCUCACUUCAUCAGUUUGACACAGAAACCUCUUUCUGCAGCAGAAUUCGGCACUUCCUCCAAAAUGGCCUUCAGGGUCUCCAUGUCUUGCUGGUUCAGAUGGACACUGAAGAAACCAAAUGUAGUGAGGAACUCAUCGCAUCAGCAAAGUACUGCACCAUGAAUGAACUGAAUUCUGUUGCAUUGCAUGAGUCCCGUUGCCUGGUGAUCUUCAUCACUAAGUUGUCAAGAAUGACAGCUGGUCCUCAGUACAUUGGUUUCCAAGGCGGUGUGUGGUAUUCUGUCCAUAUUGAUGAUCUCAGAGACACAGAGGAUAUGAGUUUGGAUCUCUCUGCUUUGUGUGGAAACACGAUGAGUGCCCUGAUGUCCCAAUCAGUUCCCAGUCCAGCUGCCAUGACACAAGAAGAAGGUCUCACAUCAGUGGAAUCGCAACACGGAGAUAAUGCACACCUGGACAGCUUGUGCCUGGUGAGGUCCUGCGCCCAGAUGGCAGUGGCUCUGCUGAAAGACACCCAGACCUCCCGGAGCAUGGAGCGCAUCCGGAUAGUCAUAGGACUCCUGGGGGAAUCCACUGGCAAAACUACUUGUGCCCGUUUUCAGAGGGUGCUGCUGAAGAGGCUGGUGGCCAUCUUGGCUGAGAGGGAAGAGGUCAUGCUUUGUCCUCAAGACUGGGUCAACAAGGAGGCCAAAAAGAGGCAGGCUUUGCAAGAAAGCGGCACACUGCGGCACACACUGUGGCGCUGCUUGCAGACUGCUCUUACACCUGUGUUGGCACGGGUCCUCGAAGUGCUCGACAGGGAUGCCAAUCUGGACCUGGCCUACUGCGCUGGGCUCAGUGACGGGCUCAUUGGCCUGUGGUUGGACAUCGCCAGUGACCAGCAGAUAUUGGACCUCACCCUCAUACACACGUCAAGUACAACAGAGGAGGAGAUCCCUGUGCAGGGUCACCUGGUGCUGGGAGGUCGCAGCCAGCCCUCUGCUGCCCCCUUCAGUUGGCUCAUCAGAACACACUACCAGGAGCUGUGGGACGAAGCCCAGUUUAUUCCUGGCCAGCAACAGAGUGACAGUCAGAGGGUUCAGCAGUUCGUCACCUCAGCGUCCAGCAGCCGUCUCAGUGGAUGCUUCAGUAAGCUGUCGGAGCAGGACCGGCAGGAAUUCGGGCUGCGCUACCUUCGGGACUUUGUGCUGCUCUCUUUCAAAGUUCAGUCGGAGGAGGAACUUCAGGUUCUGAUCAGAGCCGAGCUGGGUUGUGUUCAUGCUCUGCAGUGCUCCAUGUCAGUGUCCCCAGCCCCGCUGCUCUCUCCUGCCUGGAUCCUCGCAGCACACCGACGCUAUGCUGCACGGCUGGACACGCUACAUCACAUCCUUCAGCUACAGCCGCAUCUCGCACACCAGAUCCUACAGAAGGACUCGCAGUGGGACACCACAGAAAUGAGAGAAGACAUCUGGGCGCUUGGCAUGUGUGUGGAGGAGACAAAGCUUCAGGCUGUGACGUCGCUGCAGGAGUGCCGGGAGUUUCUUCAGAGGGUGCUGCUGUUGAAGUCCUGUGUGGAGGGCGCUUUUGGCCAGAGCUACAGCGCCCUCUGCAGUCCUGGAUGCAUACAACACCUCAAUGCUAUCAGGGCUUCAUGGUGUGGGAUGCUGUCAGUUGCUGCCUUUAUAGAGCAGGUGGUUCUGGAGGUCAACAGGAGAGACGCCAGGACGGAGGACCUCACACUCAAACACUGCAGCCUCAUACACAAGUUGAUGGAGGAAUGCCCGGAUCUUCAGAAUAAAGACGGUCUGCAGCAGCUUAUUCGCAUCCUCAACUCCUACCACGAGGAAUCUAUCAGCAGAGACCUAAGGUUCGGCUUGACAUGCCCAGUGUGCCUGUGUGCCCUGUCGGAGCCGUGUGCUCUGCCAUGUCAUCACGUGUUCUGUCAGCUAUGCCUCCAGCGGAGCCUUGGAGGAGCUGGGACCAGGGGAGGGCCAGGGAGAUGCCCCAAGUGCAGGACGGCACUGCCAGCAGACUUCCAGCCAACAGUCUCUCACAGCAUCAGGGCUUCUCUGGAGCAGCAUGAUCACAUGAGGAGGUGCUGCAACUCCUUCUUCCUGGAGGUGGUGUCUCGCUUCUGCCUGCGGCGGGGAGAGGAGACUCAGGGGGAGGGAGGAGACGCGCCCAGGGAGGAGGUGGUGGAGCUGCUCUUCUCUCUCCUCAUCUCCACACAAGGUGGUGUGUACAAGACCAGAGAGCUCAGCCCCUUCCUGGAGUGUGUGGACCAGAGUCCUGUGGUGCGCUCUGUUCUGCCCAAGCUACUUCUGCAGCACAGUUUCCUGCAGGUGAAGGGUCACAUCCAGAUUUACCUGCAGGACCUGCAGCAGAACCUCAUGAUGGCCACUGAGGACCGCACAGAGCUCUACCUCCUCUUCACCAACUGCUUCCAAGACACUCUGCGCUGUGCAGCGGGGGGUGUGGACAAUAAGGAGACACAUGAAACUCGUCUCCAUGACGACACGGCCUUCCUGAGCCGCCUGGCGCGCAGGCAGAUACCCGACAGGCAUCAGGACCCAGCGGAGUUCCUGCUCUCCCUCGCCCGCCUCAGACUCUGCCUUGGCACAGCCGCCACUCUCUUACAGAGGGCCCUGGGACAGGGGCAAGAUGUGCUUGGUGUCUCAGAGCAGCAGUACCUGGCACAGGUGAGGGCGGUGUGUGAGUACUGUGGGCAUGACUGGUACCGCGUCUACCUCCUGCGUGCCCUCAGCAGGCUGGCGGGCAUCGACGCAGUUCUGGCGCUCAUGAACAGCCAGCUCUGGGCAUGGGCAUUUCCUGCCAACAUCAUCAAACUGCAGAGGUUAAUUCCCGCUGAUGUGGACAGGUUCCUGUGCUGUGGUCCGGCAUACCGGAUGCUCAGAGAUGCGGCUGGACAGGCUUUUCUAGAAGCAAAGACCGACUCCCUGGAAACCGCCAUGCAAGUGGCAUCAGGCACGAGGCGGUCCAUCACAGGGCAUCUGGUGCUGCUGACCAUGGCCAUUUUCAGGCAGGUCACCUGUCGUCUCCUGUCCCCAGACGCCAACCUCCGCCCAGGGCCUCAGGAGUUGGGUGUUUUAGAGGGCUUCCUGAAAGCCAAGCUUCGAGGUGAGCUGCAGCACUUCAGCGCCGCCCUGUUGUCCAAUCAUAUCGGAGGACGCGGCUCCCCUCUGCAGCUCUGCAGGGAGAUGUCAGCUCAGCGGCGCACCCUGCUGGAGCUGUUGGUGCAUGCAGGUGCAGUGCUGCUCUCUGGGACGCCUCUGCUCUCUCAGCUGCGACUCAUAGCCCAACAGCCACGCAACAUGCGGCAAGUGUUUCUGCCAACGAUGCCCGAUGACUACAGCAGUGAAGCUCAGCAGUGGAUGGCAGGCGGGAGGGAGGGCAACGCCCAGGCCUACCGUAAGUAUCCAAUCACACGGGAGGGUAGCGCCCAGGCCUACCGUUGUUCCAAUGGACAUGUUGCUUUUGUUGGCAAAUGUGGAAGACCUAUGGCUUUAUCCAAAUGUGCCGAGUGUGGUGUUCCUAUUGGAGGGGAGAACCACACUCCUGUGGCAGGGUUUUCCCGGGUGAGUGCAGGGGUGGCAGAUCAGACCCAGCGUGGUCAUGCCCUGGGCAACGCCAGGCAGAGAUCGGAGGCCCCCAACAGGCAGAGGACAACGAUCCAGUCAGCUCUGCUAAGGCUGCUCACACACCUGGCUAUGAUGCUGGGGGCGUCACAGGACCUGGAGGGCGUUCGAGCCAUGGUAACUCAGCCUGUAGGCGAUGUGAUCGAGUUCCUGUUUCACCAUCUGGAGAAAGACAUGGAGGUCAUCGGGAGAACGCUGGACCUAAACCUGGAUGACACCGCCAUCACCAUUCACCUAAUCUUACAUGCUGCACUGGCAUUUUCAGGUGGUUCCCACCAGCAAAGGGCAGACUUGUCUUCCAAACAGGGUCGAGAGCAGUGGGAGAAGACCGUCUGUACUGCCAUCAUCGAUCCCGUAAUUCAGGACCUGAACAAGAAGUUGACACAUGCUCAGGAGGCCGUCAGCUCUGACGACCGAUUGGCCGGCAGCCCUUUGCUAAGGCUCCUCCGCUCCGACCCUAGACCAAUCCUGGACCACCCCCACCCGUCCGGCAACCCCGACUGCUCCACCCACCACUCCUCCUUCUGGAGCGUUCCCGAGAUCCUGAGCGUAGAGCGCCUCACGCAGGUGGUAGAGCAGCGUGCAGACAGGGGUGCAGUGCCACUGCUACAACUCUUCCUGCAAAAGGUUCCGUGUGUGAGGCAGCUGCGCCAUCUGCUGGAGCUGUUGAGACUGCAGGGAGACCUGAUGAGGGUUUUCCCCUCCGAGAGCCCCCUCUCCCUCUCCUCACACACCAUCACACAGCUGCUGCAGCAAAUCCACAAAGGUCAUCAGAACGCAGCCCUCGUGUCCAGAGUGAAGACCUUCAUAGACGUCUGGAACUGCCUGAGGAUGGAGCUGGCCAGAGACCCUGAGAGAGGCGUUCCUCAGGCCCUGUGUGAGACGGAGUUGACCAUGGAGAGUUCGGGGGCGUACCUGUCUCCUAGUCGCCAUGGCGCCGGCUCCUGUCUCCGCCUCCUCAUCGACUACCUGGCGGACACACACAACGGCCUGGUCAGGGAGGCACGCAGACUCAACCAGGAAGACAGUGAGUACAGCGUGAGUGAGGAAGGUCUGUCUGAGAGCCACCUGGCGCUGUGCCACCCUGAGCAGGAGCUGCUCCCCCUAGUGUUGGCCCAGUGCCACUACACCCUGGAGAGGGGCCGCCAGACCAGCAGCAGCUACAACCUGCCGGCCGCCCAGAGGGAGCUGAGCCGACGCUUCCUGGCCGGAAAACCAACCAUACAAGUGGAGCCGUCUAAAUACCUGAAUCGUCGGCAGCAGGACUUCUCUGCGGUUCUGGCUGACGUACGACGUCUGAUCCCUCAGGAGCCCGUGAAGGGUUCCGUGUCAGGGGACAUGAGGCUGGUCCUUCGCUCCUUCACUGACGUGUGUGACGCGGUGGUCGCGGUGGAGAUCGGUCUGCGUUUCCUGGGGAAGACCGGCGGGGAGAGGGACGCGUCGCUAGUCUCCUACCUCAGGGACUCACUCAGGAUGGGAGAGCAGAUAUCCAGCAGCAUGGCCAAGGCAUUGGGGGAGAGCAGGCUGCAGCACUCCGUAGCCACCUGGCAACUCCUCACCUGCUGGAAAUCAGAGCUCAUGAUCACGCGACGACAGGAUCCCUUUCAGCAUCUGUCCUCCGAGUACCAGGACAAGCUGUCUAGAGAAGAGACGAGUGAGCUUAGGAGAUUCCUGGGCCUGACUGACGUUGACUACUUUACUCGAGAGCUCCACGAGAUCCUUCUCUUGAAGACCAACGCAGAGAGCCCUGAAGCCUAUGCAUCUCACUGGGACAUCACAUCCACCCUGGAGACCCAUCUGGACCAGAAGGGCCUGCAACCCCCACCCAGCCUCCACGCACUCCCCGACAGUCUAACCAUGAAGCAGGCGGCCCAGGUCUGGAAGACAGCAGUGGCAUUCAAAACAUGAGCAAUGGCACUCAGAAAAAAAAAAACAUUUGGGAGACUGUGGUGGCAUUUAAAACAUGAGCAUUUGUUAGACUGUGGUGGCAUUUAAAACAUAAGCAUAUGGGGGACUGUGAGUGUGUGAGGUCAUCAGUCACUGUGGAUCAGAUUUAAGUACUUUUUUGCUUUUUGAUUGUCUCCUGCUGUUGUUGUUUGCAAGUAUGUGUCUCAAUUCCACUUUGCUGGACCAGUGCAUAGCUUCAGGAGUUUAAUUUCCCUUUAAUCACUGCAUCCUGAAGAUUUUGUAAUUAUGAAUUAAUUAAGUUUACAUUCAUUCCAAUGUCAGGGUUUCUUAUAACUUUUGUCUAAUGUCUGGGUUU